UUUUUUGUUUUUUAUUCUUUUUCUCUCUUCUUUUAUUUACUCUUUUUAAAUUUUUCAUUAAAAAAAUGGGCUUAAUAGAUAAAAUUAAAAAUAGUUACGACUACUACAAAGUUGACAAAUAUACAAAGAGACGUGUGUCGCAAUCCCAGUUUGAAUCCCACGAUCGACGUUACUAUGAAAAUGCUUACCGGGAUGGCGAUUAUGUCAAUCCUCAAGACCUCUCUACCGACACUUCUUCUCAGCACUCUCGCCUUAGUUACAAACCAUCACGCUGGUCUUUUCAUGAUUUAAUGAAAAGCAAAAAGCAAUUAACGGUUGCUACCAGUCAGCUGAAAACUUCAGAAACCUAUACUUAUGGUGGAAGAGGUUAAAUAUAUAUCCCCCUACCACCCCUUUCCCACUACUACCAUUUUUUUUUCUUUCCCUGUACAAUUAAUCCCCUUUUUUUUUUCAUUAUUACUACUCACUCUCCCCACACACAUAUCCUGUUUCUCUCAAUAAAAAAAAAAAAGAUUCCAUAUAAUGA
Molecule: messenger RNA, 526 nt
Organism: Mucor mucedo
Lineage: Eukaryota; Fungi; Mucoromycota; Mucoromycetes; Mucorales; Mucoraceae
Exons: 1
Coding region: 66-371 (101 amino acids)
Source: RefSeq, a predicted model, not a curated record